ACUCAUACUUAUAUAAGGCGAACACGUCCUACAUGAGAUGACGGGUGGUGCAAAAGACUCUGCAAGUGAUUGUAUUGGCGACAUCUCGUUGACAAAUUGUAUGAGAAUCAGAAAUAUAUAUAUGUGAUGGUUCCAACGCAGGAAUAUGAAUAAAAAUACUGUUAUUUAUAGAAUGUAUACAUGCAACUCCACGUGUUGACUCGAUGACAUAGGAGUGCUGUGACAAUACAAAAUUUAAUCGCAUUCUCGACAAAUUCCUUCCGCUAGUUCAUAGGUUAACAUCAAGAAACUGGUAAGAAUAAAACAAAGCAAAAGCCAAAAAUGAAUCAGCAGCAUCAUGACAAAUGUUCUCUGGAUAUUGAAACCAUUAACAAAAAGAUGAAGUUUGAAUGCGAAGUAUGCGGAAAACAAUACUCCAUCGAAGGCAACAUGAAACGGCACCUCAGAAACCAUUUUGCGAAGAAAACUCACGAAUGUAAUGUUUGUGGAAAAAGAUAUUUAUUCAAAUGUGAGUUGGAUAAGCACAUUGUUUGCCAUGUCCAUCCAAGGGAAAAACCACAUAAAUGUGAAAUAUGUGAGAAAGGAUUUGCUUCUUCAAACAGCUUAAAGAAACAUAUACUCAUUCAUUCGGAGAACAGAAAGUACUACCCAUGUGAAAUAUGUGGGAAAAAAUUGACAGCUAUGAGACAUCUGAAAGAUCACAUGUUGAGUCAUAUUGGUGUCAAAUUGUAUAAAUGUGAAAUAUGCGAAAAGAAAUUGACUACUGCUGGUGGUUUAAAAGUGCAUUUGAGAACUCAUUCGAAAGAAAAGCCGUAUGCAUGUGAGACAUGUGGAAAAAAGUUUAGUCGUGGCAGCAACCGCAACAGACAUUCGAAAACACAUACUGAUCAGAGAGAAUAUAAAUGUGAGAUUUGUUUGAAAAUUUUUAGUUGGAAAAGCAGUCUUAAAUUGCAUGUAGGAACCCACAUUGGAGAAAAGAAUUAUCAAUGUGAAAUAUGUGGAAAAUAUUUGACUGGAACACAUAAUUUGAAAUGCCACCAAGUUGUUCAUAGUGCAGAAAGGAAUCAUAAUUGUUCAUUGUGUAACAAAUCAUUUAAGCGAGCUUACGAUCUGCAUAAACAUUUGCGUGUGCACACUGGUUCGAGGAACAUUGAAUGCAAAAUAUGCGGAAAGAAAUUUAGCAACUCAUAUAACAUGAAAAGGCACAUGUUAAUUCAUACAGCGAAGGAAAGAAAUUUUAAAUGCGAAGUGUGCGCAAAAACGUUCAAACAACCCUACCAUGUGCAAAAUCAUAUGUCAAUCCACACUGAACUAAAAGUUCAUAAAUGUGAAAAGUGUACAAAAUCGUUUAGAACAAUUUCAAGUUUAAAAAAGCAUGUGCAUGUGCACAGCAUCUCCAAAAGCUUUAAAUGUGAAGUGUGUGCAAAAAGAUAUAAGCACUCUGCGAGUCUAUAUAGACAUUCACUCCUUCAUACUGACAUGAAAUGAAUAAAAACAUAUUAUUACAAUGUGGUUUAUAAUUAAGACUUGUAUUAUUGUGUAUGUAAAUUUCUACUUCUUUCAUUAUGAUUGAUCACGACAAGUGAAAGGCCCGUUGUCUGUAUUGUCCGAUGUGUGACGAGAAGAAGGCUCUGUGUGUUUUAUGUGUUACUAUUUUUCAUUUCGACCGUGUAUUUGAUUUAAGAUUUAAGUGCGUAUUUUCAAUUUAUCUGUUUUUGGAUUCGAUUGUACAUUUCUGCGAUGCGAACAAUUUGGCAUAACAAAACUUUGUGUGCUUAUUGACCUCUGAGGAGUCAGAUCGAGGUUUCACUCCGCUAAUACGUCAUUUGGAAAGGAUACGAAGAUAGAGAAGGACACUCUCCACUAUAUGUGUACCAGGUUAGGACUUGUCCCCCAACUCGUAAAAGAGCUAAAAUAAGAAAAAUUGGAUUAAAAUUAUGGCCACAUACUUUGGGAGUACCCGGCGAAUUUUUAUGAAAACAAUCCGUGAUUUUAGCAAAAUGCAAUUGCACGCAUUAUUAGCGUAUUUUUCAGUCUCCCAAAAAACCAGAACUUUAUACGCUGAAAG
Styela clava is the source of this 2068-nucleotide messenger RNA. The record is from RefSeq and is a predicted model, not a curated record. Lineage: Eukaryota; Metazoa; Chordata; Ascidiacea; Stolidobranchia; Styelidae.